UUAAAGCUAGCGAAAAGCAUUGUUCCUACAAAUUACAACAUUUCAGUUUGUGUAAGUUGUUCUCUCCUAUUAGAAGAAAUUUCCAAUCGGAAGAUUUCCCAAAGUCAACAAACGUGUCUAGAUCAAUUCAAAGACACUCAAGACGCUGUUCAACAAGGAUUAUCAAUCAUUUUCAACUUGGAUCUUCUUUAAGGAUUCAUGUCGAAAGGUGAUAUGGCAUGUUUACAACCUACAUUCGAGCACCGCAUUCAAGGCGCAAGUCCUUCUCUGCAUAGUUUCGGUAAAAGAAGGUCAUGGGGAGUUCAAAACCUCGGUCUAGGAUUGCUUACAAAGCAAGACAGUAGUUAUUUGAAACUAAGUAACCCAGAUUUGAUACAAAUGGUGAUAUUAGUAGAAGAAUGGACAGAAAGCAAGGAUACUUCAGGACUUGAAGCCAAAAAAGAGAAAAUUUUUCAAAGUGCCAGCGAAUUUUUGAGAGGAGGCGAAUUACUAGCAUUCGCUAUUCGAAAAAGACUCAAAGUACAAGAUGAAGACGUCUUGAAUCGAGCCUUACAAUUGUUGAAAGAUGCUGUGCAAAAUAUUCCUGGCUUUUUCAGAGAUAUUGCUACAGAUAAGUUUUUCCGAAGACUUUGGAGGAUAGUGGUCCCAGACUACAAGGAGCCCGUCUCGACGCGACUCCGCAAGACUCUCACCCUAACAAAUGCUGAAGACAUCAUAAAACAACAUCGUUCUAUUUCUUCCGAGAUGAAAGAAAUGGUAAUGAUGUUGAUAAGAGCAUGGGCAGAAGAGCUUGAAGCAUCCUCCUCUUUAUCCAUGGAUCCUGCCGCCGUCUUCUGGAUGGAACGCUUUCACAGCAAAAAUCUCAAGUACCACUUUCCAGAAGUUCGACACGAAGGAAAGCCUUACGUAUAUGGAACAAGGGCUCUUAAAAGUAUUCCUAGUUCAGUCUUAUCACUACUCAUAUCAAACAGAGCUAAUUCAUCUUCAAGCAGCCAAAGUAGCUCGACUUGUAUAUCCGAUAGUCAGGAAGAAAUGUUGCUAGGAAGAAACAUCAAAUCGUUGGAGUCAGAUAUUCUUGUUCUCAAAGAACUUCUUAUGAAGACGGAUGAUAUUUCAGAAUUGGCAGAUGACGAUCAUGCUAUUCAUCUUCUAGUGCAAGCACGACUGGCCUUAAAAAAACUUACUGCAUAAUUGAAGUUUUAGAAAUCUUCGACAACAAAAGAAAGGGUCACAAGAAGAC
Galdieria sulphuraria is the source of this 1240-nucleotide messenger RNA. RefSeq lists its product as uncharacterized. NCBI's taxonomy places the organism in Eukaryota, Rhodophyta, Bangiophyceae, Galdieriales, Galdieriaceae. The record is from RefSeq and is a predicted model, not a curated record. The transcript has 4 exons. Gene Ontology annotation, molecular function: ubiquitin binding; phosphatidylinositol binding. The coding region runs from base 199 to 1191 and encodes 330 amino acids.